UUAAUCCUUUCGCUUCUGAGGUCGCUAGCUAAUGCGUUAGCUAAGGCGCUCGUCCGCUCGCUAACAUUUUAAUCGGAAUCAGUAAUCAACCACUUAGGGUCCUUGACUUGAAUGCCUCUGGCAUGGGCAUUUGCCAGCACAUGUGAUCUGUCCGCUUGCCGAUUAGAGGCGUUUUUCCCACGUUAGUCCUAACGUGCAAGCGACAAUACAGCUGACCGAGAUUUCGACUCUCCGUGCUCUGGCAUUGGCUCUGGUUAGUUCGCCAUCCCAUUGCCAUGCAGUUCUGGGCAUGGAAUCGCCCGCACAGGGCGUGCUGUAGGUAGCAGUGCCAGUGAUCUCCUUGCAGUGAUGAUUCUACCAAAGAAGCAACCUUUUCGGCUGAACACAGUUGUAAGCUGAACGACAUAUUCAGCCUAAGAGCAGAGGAUGAAGGAAGUCUCAAGGCACAGUGAUGGAACUGUACCAGGGUUCCGAAUGGUUCACUUUGAAUCUCCACCACAUGCCAAUGCACUUCUUAAUGGCCUCAACCUUCUGCGAGCCCGUGGACAGCUUCUUGAUGUAACUCUAAUCGCUGGUGGACGAGAGUUCAAGGCACACCGUGCUGUUCUUGCUGCCUGCAGUGACUAUUUUCGUGCGAUGUUCACAGAUGCUAUGCUCGAGAGCCGUCAGCCUGAGAUCUGUCUUAAUGGAGUCAGUGCCCAGGGUCUGCGAUGCCUACUGGAGUAUGCAUAUACAUCAAGGCUGGUGCUAAGCUUAGCGAACAUUCAAGAUGUGUUGGCUACAGCAAAUCAUAUUGGACUGACUCCUGUCGUUGAAGCCUGCUCUUCAUAUCUGCAAGAUCAGCUUGACCUUGAAAACUGCAUUGACGUUGCUACACUUGCAGAAACAUACUCAUUGCGAAGACUUCGGAAGCGAGUGUAUCGUUUUAUUUGUGCAAACUUGCACCAAUUUGCAAAAACACCAGAAUUUCAGCGGCUCUCAACAACACAAAUGGAGCAUCUGCUUGCCUGCGAUUUCCCUGUGAAUUGUCCGGAGGGCGAUGUACUUUCAUUUGUCCUCAACUGGGUUGCCUGUGAUGUAGGGGAUCGGCUCUCACAGGCGCGCAAGUUGGUCUCUUACGUUUGUUUUUCGGAAAUUCCGGCAUCCAGACUUGCUGAGUUAUGGGAUUCUCCAGUCCUGCAGUGCCUUUUCUCUCGUAGGAUUCCUCCCCACCUGUCUGGCAUUGGCGGCCAACCACCCCCUAGCCUCGUGAAUACUCGAGGCAUGGAGCUUGUAUUGCUCAAGGUAGGAGGGUUUGGCUUGUCGGGAGUGACUAAUGAAAUCACAUACUACUUGCCUAGUGCAGGCCGUUGGAAAUAUCUCACUUCUAUUCCUCAUGUAGAGCAGUGCAAUUUUGGCACAGCUGUUCUUGGGAACGAGCUUUAUGUGGUAGGCGGCUGCUUCAACCAGAGUCUGCACCAGGAAAAUGUGCACCCGUUUGGCUUCCGUUACAAUGCACUCACCGGGGAGUGGUCGACCAUGGCACCCAUGCGCUGGGAGCGUUGUCGAUUUGCACUUUGCGUGGCACGAGAUGAUCUCUAUGCGGUGGGGGGUGCUGGUGAGGUGCUUGGUGAUGUCGACACUGCUGAAGAUGGAGAGGCUCAUUGUGAGCGUUACGACCCGCACACUGAUGUGUGGAUGCCUGUGGCCCCACUUCCAGGUGCCCGAACUCAGCAUGCUGGAGCAGCCUGGGGCCCAUACUUGUUCGUUUCUGGUGGCCUCAAUGCAGAUUCAGUGCUCAACUCCCUUCUUCGCUAUGAUACACGCACCGAUAGCUGGGAGACGAUGGUUCCUAUGUCUAUACCCCGAGCUGAUCACUCCAUGGUGGUUUACGGGGACCGCCUUGUGGUCUGUGGUGGAUGGUAUGAAGAUGCUGCAACGGGCACGCGCGUCCUCGCCGAGUCAGUUGAAGCAUACGACAUAGCUGCUAAUGCAUGGACUCCUGUGACAACAGUGCCAACUCCACGAUACCAUGCUGGUGUUGCAGUGCUUGGCUCAUGGCUCUACACAGUUGGCGGUUUCCACAGUGACACUACAUUUGAUCGAGCAAGUGGAGUUGUUGAGAGGUUUGACUUGGAUGGCAGUCUCGGUUGGGAGGAAGCGCAACCUUACCCGCAGGACAUAUGGGAGCAUGUGUGCUGCACCCUGUUUGUCCCCCGCUGUAGAGAUGACCUUGAUGUCAUCUCGGACAAGACCUUAAUGUGAGUUUUGGCAGUGCUGGGCGUAUUGCUCAGUUUGUGCCACCGAGAUGGAAGCCAGUGUGUGAUGAUUACUGCCCAUAUUGUGUAAUUUUGCAUGCAUUUAGUUUUCUUGUUCUGCCCUCAAGUAGCAUGCAUAAUGUCGGCCUGCUACAGAAUUUUCAUAUAAUUUUCAAAGACAGUUGCGAGAGACAAGGUUGUAACUUGAAGUGUAGCAGAUGCUUAUGCAUGCCAUGUAGCAAGUUUUCACAUUUUUAUAUCAGUGAAAUGCUGCAUUUACUUUUUGUGUGAGCUGCCGUGCCUUUUGUGCUGAGUCACUAUCGUAGCAUGUAUGCUACUGCUGUUGCAGUUUGCUGAGUAACACCAUAUUGAAAGUUCAGCCAUUAGAGAAGCAUUCUUACUGGUGCAUCUGUUGACUUUAGCUGAGUGCACAGGCUUAGAUUAAAACGUGCACUUGUUCACACUAGAUUUGGAAACAUGAAAAGGUACCUGUUAAAGGGAAUACUUAGCUGCAUUUGAAUGCGUUUAUGGUAGCUGCACUUAUGAUGAGCAACAGAUAUGUCAUUUUGUCCUUGCAGAAUAUGUAAAUUCAUGUUACCAAUUUGCUGCCAUACCCAUUGAAGCUAAAUAUAUAAUGCUGCUGAGCAGAGGAACCUGAUAGCUUACUGCUGCAAAAACAUUGGCAUGUAAUUUUUUUUUCUUGGCAGCUUAUGUGGACACGGGUUUCGUUUGGAGUUGUUACAUAUUAGCCAAUUUACCUGAACACAUAUUGAAAAACUCAAUUUUUACUUACCAUGUAAAUUAACAACAUGGUGCAAAUGUAUGUGAUGGGAAAGUUUAAAACGACAACUGAGUUUGUUCUGAUUUUAGAAUUUAUGGUGUUUGGCAGUAAGCAGUGAAAUCAUUUACCUUUUAAUUUCCAAAGCUUUUCCAGCAGUGUGCUCAAAUUAUUUUAAUAAGCUAUGCAUAUAACAGAUACGUAAUGGCUAAGGUGUGUGUGUGUGUGUGCGUGUGUGUGCGCGCGCGUGUGUGUGUGUGUGUGUGUGUGUGUGUGUGUGUGUGUGUGUGUGUCUGUGCGUGCGUGCGUGCGUGUGUGUGUGUGUGUGUGUGUGUGUGUGUGUGUGUGUGUGUGUGUGUGUGUGUGUGUGUGUGUGUGUGUGCAGGUUUGGGGAAAUGGGGGGAGGGAGGCAGGUUUUUGAUGCUUGAUUUGUAAAGUGAAUUGGCUUCCAUUCAUUAUUCAGUAGGUGCACUUUUGUAUUGCAGGUUAGUUCUUUUUGCAGUAUAAGAAAAGGACUUAAAUUAUGAAUGAAGUCGCCCCCCAGUGCUAUGCAACAUUGUGCAAAUAAGUUUGAUUGUCCAAGGAUAUUUUGCAAUCUUGCAAUGCAUGCAGUUAUGUGCAAUUUCAUUCAGUCUUUCACAAAUAUUGUUCAAUCUACACCUUCUCUCCAUUGGCUUUUUACUGCAUACUAUCAGCAGAACUUCCGUGCAUGAUCGAGCCAUCUGCCUGCUCUUCGUCUGCCUGUUCCUGCUAAAGCUUUAACAGCUAUCUAUAACACUAACCAAUUUGAAAGGAGAUGGCUCCUUGCUGAUGUCGUUGGGCUGGUGAAAUAGUUGGGCUGGUGCAUUUAAGUCGUCGUGGGGCUUCGGAAUGGACGCACAGUUGGCAAGGCUUGGGAUUGCAUGGGAUGGACAGCAUGAACACACUUCCUAGCUUAGAACUGCUGUCAUAGUACAAACAAAUAUUAGUUGUUGUGCUGAUAAAUGAAAUUAAUGGAAAAGCUUAGAGGCUGUUCAGUGCAUUUUGGCUGACAAUCGAACUGGAAAUAAAUGACUUGCAUAACCUGCAAUCAUUGGGCUAAAUUCAAGGUCCAAGGCUUUCAUUGCAUGAAUCAAUAAUUGUUCAAUGUUGAGCACAAAAAUUUCCAGAACUGUAAUGUAGCUUAUGCUAAAAAGGGACACUAAAGGCAAAUAUUAAGUCAAGCUAAAGUGAUAGAUUAGUGCUUGGGAAUCUCUAAGGCGUCAAUAUUAUUGCGAACAGAGCCCUAAUAAUUGAGAAAUUAAAGUAAAUGCUGGACAUGGUUAGAGACUCCUCCCGAGGCAUUCACGUACUUGACUGAUGACGAAAGCACUCCUCAGUUAAAUUCUGUCACUAGUACUCAACCCCUUGUUGCAAAAAACAUCCUUGUAUUGUAUUAUAACGUGAAGUAAAAUGCUACUUGUCCAGUUCUAUUUCGUAUUUAGAAAAAGCUCAUUGAAAUUACCCUUGACAACAACGCAGGCGGUUGAAAGGUUUCUUUUUUGGCUCGACUCUGCGUUGCCCACUCUUUCGCGUUUCAGUAGUUUUGUUAUCACAUAGUCCUGCGCUGGUUUUGCUUGCUCGCGAAACUCGCACAAACUGUAAGUAGCAGAGAAUUCAACUUCCAUGUAAUGUCGCGAGAUGCCCGAGCGGUCUACGCCACUUGACCAAAAAGCAGCUGCAGCAGCAAAUCCACCGCUCUGUCAUGGCUCGGUACUGCUGUCGAGGGCCAUUUUAAUCACCUAUGGCAGCAAAGGGUGGUGGUGACUUAUGCAACGUGACCACUCCCCCGGUUGGGUGGUGGGAGAUUUGAAUUUCGAAAAAUGUCUUUGGACCGUUCAAAUCUAAUUUUCUCGUAAAGUAAGUCUUGGCACGAAACAAGUGUUGCGAGGUUUCUGAAAUGGUUUUUAAACAGUCCACGACGACUUAGUAUUUCAGCGCUCAUCCUGUGUCCUCCCUUGUCCGUGUUUUUUUUUUGGCGCUGUUUUAAAUAUGAAUGAUUCCGUACCAACUAGCUCGCACCCAAACCCUUCUGAGUCAUCACUUAGUAUUUGCCUUUAGUGUCCCUUUAAGAAUAGUAUACUACAAGUGGAUCAUAUAUAAAAAAAAUUCAUAGUGAAUUGUCUUAUGGAAGGAAUGAAGACCCAUGCAUGCUCAUAUUGUGCUUCCCCAAUGAAACUAUAGCAGCUGCCAUCUUUUUUUUUUUUUUUUUUUCAUUCUGAGUGAUAUGCAUUUCUGUGGUGGGGCUCCUCUUGGCAAUAUUGUUGGUUAACACUGUCAAGAUUGUCGAAGCCAUUUAUUCCAGUAAAAGAGGUUACUGAGCUCCUAUGGUCUUCAGAGCAUUGCACAUACGAGGGGUGUUCAUAAAGUUCAUAUCAGUACCUUAAAUUUGUUACAGGCUUACAUGAUAGGCAUCAAAAUGAGUGCCCGUCUCUCUAGUUUCAACAAAAUAUAAAUAUUUUUUUACAUAGUGUUAUGGUACACCCUUAGAACAUCAAAACAAAAACAGCAGCACCCAUCGCUGAAGUUGGUUGAAGCGCAAGAAGUGAUCUGCUUUCUGUAUUUGAAGGGACCCAGUGCCAAGGAGAUUUAUGCCAAGCUGGUGGUGGUGCACGGCGACAAUGUCCGAGGUUGUGACACUGUUGUGAAAUUGUGCAAGUGAUUUUAAUGCAGUUAAACAAGCCAGGACAACAAAGGACAUCGAGUGGCUGACCAUCACGAACCACAAAUUGAUACUCAGGUUGAGGCACUAAUGCUUGCUCACUAUAGAAUAACUGUUGAACAAAUAAUGCAGCAGGUUAAAAUUAGUGUGAGCUCAGAUUAUGCUUCCAGAUUAGUCUCAUGGCCUAGUCUACGUUCCUUCAUGACAAUAAUACGAACUUUAUGAACAUCCCUCAUUGUAGCUUGGCAGUGUUAUAGAUCUGGUUUCCACCUUAAAUUCUUUUUUUUUAGCUGCUUUCUUUCUGUAAUGACCUAAAAUUUUAUAGUACAUUACUCACUUGUUGCUGCAGCAUUUCCUUUCAUAAUUUGUUGGCACUCUGUGUAUUAGCCUUAAGGGCUAUUCUAUGGUAUCUCUGCAGUAUUCAUUAUCUAUGAUCUGCAAAUAAUCGAAGUGGCUAUACUUUUAAAGGCUUCUAAACAGCUGCACUGAUUUUUGCUCAAGCAAAGAAGUGGGGCUUGCAGUCCCUCGAGUGUAUCUUAUUGUGAUAGCUUAAACAAAAUGAAAAGAGUCGCUUCUGCGCUUAGUGAUUAUUUGGAGUACGUAGUAUUUAUUUUGUCUUUGUACUGUAUCAGAGCUUUUGGUGUUGUAGGGGUCACUUUAGCCAAGUUCAAAGCUGUACAUGAAACAAUGAGGUAUUUCUAACAUUUUGACUUGAAAUAAGCUUUGUUGACUUUGUUGACAUGUUUUCACAUUUGACCAAGACUGCUUAAAGGGAAGCUGUAUAGAUUUUAGAAUUGGAAGAUUUACAGUGGUUUAGUAGGCUGGCAAAGUAUAAUUUAGCUUCUGAAGUUAUUUUCUUGAUAGUGCACAUAGCAGUGCCAAAUCGCCAUAUAAAUUUUCGUCGAAACUCUGCCGCCCUUGUGUGCUCAGCGCAGUGGUGAAAGGCUGGGCGCGAGGAUGACAUCAACACAGGGGUCACAUGAGCGCUCUAUUUGAAUCGCGUGCCUUGCAGAUACCGAAGAUGUCGUAAUCGUCUUCGCCAUCAGAGCCCCUUAAUCGACCCACGGCUUCUCUCGCUGACACUGCUACUAGUUUUUGCUAAAUUAAUGCAACUUGCAUUGACUUGUGGCCUGUCAAACUAUGAUUUUUGUAUUCAGGGGGUAAAAAACUAAUAACCUGCUGACAAGUUUCUUUUUUGAAGUGUUUCAGUUUACCUUUAAGUGUGCUGCAAAUGAAUUUUUUAUUUUUCAUUGUGGGCGUGAAUGUAACUUUCAUGAAGUAGGUCUGUUGGUUUAAAAAAAAAUGUUUUUAAAUACUAAUACAAGUUGCUUUUGCUUUUGAAUUUCUCUGGUCUUGAAUGUAGUUGGCAUAUGGCUGAGAAGUUGUUGAAUUUAGCACCGCAUGCUGCUCAUAUGAGCCUUUCAUGCCACAUUCUUGCAAACAACAAAUUAGUAGUGCUUAGCUUGGCUGCACUACAGAGUACAUCUGAAAUGCUGUGUUUCAAACUCGUGUGAUGCAUUAGCAGGUGCAUUUCUUACCUACUAAAAUUUGUGCAUUUCUGAUGUCUCGCUUAUUGAUUACUUAUUGAAAAUAUUACUAUUAGUAUUACUAUUGAAAACAAAAGGAUUCUGUUGUGAAGCUGUGAACCAAAUCCAAUUGGGAUAGAGAAAACGCAUUAGCUCUGUGUGCAUACUGAUGCAGCUUGCUUGCAGAGUGACAUAGCAGAAACUGUCUUUAAGAGGGGUCAUUGCCACUGUGGACCAUGUCUUGCUGCCGUGAUUACUAAAAUAAUAGCUCUAAAUGUUUGCAAUGCUCUUGUCGGCUGCAGUGCAUCUGUCUAGAUUUAAUUUGUAAAUUUUGAAAUGUUGUUCAGUUUCCUUCCAGGGAUAAAUUUUUUAUGUGGUAAAAAAGAGGUGCUUUGAGUAGGAAGUGCACGGCUCUAGUUAUCUUACUGUGGCUUCAGCUGGUUUGGGAAAUCAGUUAUUGCUCUCCUGCUGUUCGCGUCAUACCUUAUAUUGUACUUUUUUGCAAUACUUAGUAACUGCAUGAUAACUUACCUUUUUUAGGUUGUUGCAGGAGGUCGUGGGUUCGAUUCCUGGUUGUGACAGCCGUAUUUGAAUGGGGGCAAAAUGCCAAAGCAUGCAUGUACUUAGGUUUAGGCGCACAUCAAAGAACCUGCAGAUGGUUAAAUUUAAUCUGGAGUCCUCCAUCGAGGUGUUCUUCAUAACCCACAAUUCCAUAAUUUUUUUCUUUAGGUUGCUUAGUGGGUAUUUCAAUUUGUGCUUUUUAGAUUGUGCAGUUUGAAAUGCAUUGAUCCAAGAUAAAUAGAUCUUUCCAAAAGCAGUUUGAUGCACCCCACCAUGGUGAAUACAGGACUAUUCCUUAUGCAUACAUAAAAGAGGUUGCAGGUGAGCUGGACUGCAAGUUUCUCUCCGGAUGUUCACAGCAGUCUUAGAAGCAUGUGUGUCUACUAUUUUGACAGUGGAGAGUUAUAGGCUAAUAUCCCAUUGUGAGGUGCUGUAACUGAUUUCUGACAAGGCUAUAUUUACUUUUCUCAUGGGGGAAAAUUGAUAUGUUGUAGUGACUUAAGGUUUUACUGCUUUCUUUGUGUUACUGGUUUAUAGGCACAUGUGUGGUACAAAACCAUAGGCAUUUUUAGCAGAUCAAGCACUGGCAUACUUUCUGUUGACAUGUGCUUCUUGUAUGCAUGCAUUUCUGUUUUUGUUCUUUGUCUAGUGCAACAUUGCAGCAUAUAUGGCUGUUUUGUGAGUGCUAUCACAGUCUUUAAUACUUCUUUUCUUGUCAUGAAACUUAACCAUAAGGCUAUAGGCGAGUUUGGUAUGCUGUCCAAAGCAGUUGUCCAUGCUGUAACAUCAAUCAUAGGGCAGUUGCCAUCAUUUGGAGGCUACAUAGUGCGCACAUUCUCACACAGCUGAUCAAGGACCUGUGCUACAGAAACACUGUGAAAAGCAGUGCAUAUGUAACUGCCAGCCAAAAACAAUGCAAUUUGAAUUAAAAGCCAUCAAAUGCAUAGGAGAUAGCUCUUUAAGCGACCCCUUGCCAGUCCACAUAGCAAAUUUUGCUUAUAUGCUGGAAGUUGUUACGUGCCCCCUAAGGAGUAUUCUACCGCAACAAUUUUUCAUAUUAGUUCAUUUAUAUCGGAGAUAGAAAUGUUUGAAUUUGUGCAAACCUAUGAUUUAAGGAGGUGAGCGUCAUCACCAACAUAGACACUCUGUCACUUGCCCAGUCUAGCCUCCGCACGCGAAAAUCCUUCACUGUGUUUUCCCAUACUGGAGCUGGAGGAUCGCAUAGUAAACGCUUCAUGGGUCCCACCUUCUCUUUUCUUAUUCUUUUUUCUUGUGCGUUUUUGCUGAAUGGUGCACUACCGGUAACGGUCUCAUUCGCAAGCUGUUGUGUUUGUCUCGUUUCGCGCAGCAGACUAUUUUGCACGCUCUGCGCGGGAACACCUGAUCAGUGCCACAAUCACGAGCAAUGAGGCAGGUGUGAGAGAAUGAAAGGGCAUGAUCGCAGCACUGGAACAUGGUAUAAAAUGAGUUUCGUUCUCUGCGAGCACGGCUGCACAAUGGGGGAACAAGCAGACGAAACGGAAGUACAUCUCUUGAUACAAUACGAAGUAAAACAAAAACAUGAAGACAUUCAGUUUGUAUGUUUCAUUAUUUCUCUAAAUUUUAAUUUAUCUAUCGAAGCAACUGAUUAAACAAAUAACUGAUGUUGCCUUGAAUAACUCUUGAAGUCGCGUGUCACUAUGAGUGACGUCACAGCACUGCCAUGUGUGUAGGCACACUUGCGCGAUAUAUGUUGACUCUCCGGCUGGGAGCGCACGGCGCCUGCAAGAAGAAGGGCAAAUGGCAUUUAAUUUGAAAUUUAAGCUCUUUCUGCGGCGCUUAGGGGUGUAAUACUUAGCAGACACGAUCAUUAGUGCAUUGUAUGCACCGCACUUGUCAGCUCAAAAUGGCCAAACCUGAUGAGGCACCCUUGAAGGAAAAGCACAGGUUGAAGCUGGCUUCCUUACAACCAGCAACAUGCUCCCUUCUGUGUAAGGAGGGAGAUUGGAGACAACAGGGGCACUAUAAGGAGGACAGUGGCAAAAUUUAAGUGUGAAAAAAAUACGAUCAAGGUAUAUUAGGUAUACAAAGGGUGAUGAUGUAAAGGUAAGGCAAAGAACAGUGCAGAUGAAGAUAUUCUAGAGCUUGAUUUCUUUUUUCUUUUUUUUUGACGGACAAGUCGUGGUAACUAAUAUCUUUCUUAUCUCUAGUGGAUUCACAGGAGUUUAGUCCAUUCUUCUAAAAUAACUGUUCCUGUCAUCUGGGCAUUCCAAUAAAAUGUUGCACUUUUUAAACUCGCCGCGCUUAUCACAGUAAGGAUUAGUGGCUUGUCCAAGGUGGCAGAGGUCAAUGUGACAUUCCGAUGAAGUGAAUGAUACGAAGUUUUACUCUGACAAAGCCUCAAAUUUAUGACCAAAUCGGUCAAGCGAAGGAAGCAAUGCUAAUGAAGUGGCAGGAUCCAUCCCUUUCUGAGCAGGCAAACUUGUUUGUCAUCGUCCAAAUUUGUUGAAAUGAAGGUAGCUACAGUGGCCCGCAUAGUUCUCUCUAUAAAAAAUAUAUUUUGAAGACUCUGAGACUGGACAUAUCAUUUGCAGUUUUACUGUGACAAUUACAUUGACACUGUGUCGCGUGCAUCUUUAAUAUUGCUUGGAAACUUGCGUCGGUGUUUACAGGUCACAUUGUGCACAUGUUUUCAUGCAGCUGGUGAAAUCUUACAUGAUGUCUUUUGUUCUAAAUACAUCAGAGUGUAAAGUGUCGUUAACAGCAUUAUGGAGUUGUGUGCAUAGCUGAACACCAUUCUUUAAAUCCAGAACAGAAGAAAACUUCUGGAAAAAUGGCAGCACCCUUUCAGUUCAGUUCUUUUAACUGGCACUUUAAAUGGUUUGAGGCAAAAGCAGCUGCUAGUGGCACUGUUUCUAAACAAAGUCCGGUGAGUGUGCCGAGUUAUGUCUGAAGUUUCAUGCUCAAUAAAAAAAAAAGAAAGUUAGACUUUCAUACAAUCAUUUAGCAGCUUAAAAAUAUUAGGAUGCUGUGUAUACAUAAUGACCUGGGUAUUAUCGGUAUGGUCUAGUUUAAGAGGCUGUGAGAUAAAAUGCUGAACAUCUUUAAUUGUAACUUAAGUGCUAAAACAGGUUUUACAUUUUAAUUGUGCGUGGUUUCUUUUAUGUUAUGUGAGCAUGAGACUACUCCCUUAAUCGGUGAAUUCCUUUGGCAUCAUACCUUGCUAAGAUUGCAGGAAAAAUUCGGUCUUAUAUAAGUUUAUAGUUUAUAUAAGUUUAUUCAUAGGUGCAGUAAAUAAAUAAAUUCCUUCAUUCCAGUAAAUAUUAUGUUCCUGGAGGACAGUGACAAGAGCCAUGUUCAGUGAAAGAGGUUGAUAAAGAAUGGAGAGCUUGAUCACUUCAUAUGUUACGUAGUGCCUGACCUCUUUGAAGUGGGGAUGAAAAGGAGUUGGCACAAAUCAAAUGUAGCAUGAAGCUUCUGUAAAUGUUUCCUUGGAAAGAAAGCUUUUUGUUGUAGUCUGGGGAUUGGAUAUGAAACUUGUGCUUGACUGGGUUAGACUCAUCAACUGAGCUAACCAGGAGGAUUACAGUUUGCCAGUAUGAAAGCUAAUUAAUUGGCAUCUCAAUGUGGUGGGAAUCUAUCCGAAUGAGUUCUGUAGAAAUCGACAAGGUGUAUGUUUUUAUGAAUAUACCUCUCUCUACCAGGCAUGCUUCUGCACCAUGGUUAGCUAUUGUCUGAUGGUGCUUGCUGUAAUAUACAGCAAAUACUCGUCUUAUAGUAGUUGUUUUAGUGGAAUUGUCAGUCUAGCUUCUGGUUGUUGCCUAACCAGAGCGCAUUCGCUUUUACCAUAUUAUUUCAAGUGAACUGGUGGCAGACUCCACUUUUACAAAGUAAAUGGGUGAGAAGGUACAAGCCAACAUUUUUUUUAUUCCCCUACUUACACUUCUACGUUUCUUGCAGCUAGUGCCUGACAUUAGUCAGCCUUAGGUAAAAGAAUGCCUCAACGACACAGGAAAAAGAUGCAGACCUUUUGAAAUGCAGCGCAUCUUUAGGCCACAUUUUGAAGCAAGCUCUAAGUCUAGCAGGUAUUAGAUGUUGCCACAUUCCUUUUUUGAUGCACUCUUCUAGGUUGUCGGAACAACAUCAGAGGAUGCAAUGAAAGGCGGCUGAGCCGAAUCAGAGAUUGCCAAGAUAAUCAUUAUUAUGGUACGAGCUGUAUGUAGGAAAGUAACUUGGGCAAUUAUUCUGAGUCGCCAAACCAUUCAGCAAGAAAUAAAGAAAUGCAUGUGCACUCGUGUGCCACAUGUUCAGCAUGCAAACGCAAGGCAGGCUAGUUGGUCUGUCGUACUGGGGAUCUGAGGAGUGCUAAAGGUAGGACAUGACACAAGUCAUGUCGGGUGCUGUACCUUGUGUCUGUCCUUUUAGCCCUACUCAGUUUCCCAGUUCAGUGUACAACUCAUCUUUAGAGGUGCUGGUUUGGUGAAUCUACGCAUCAAAUAAUGCUAAGAUACUUCACAACUUAUGAUGAACUGAAUAAUAAGCAUUAAAAUAGAAAUGGCAGUGCACUGAAACUGGCUUUUAACCACCAUAAUUAACCUAAAAAGGCCAGGCUGCCAGCAUGAAGACUGGUGCGAGCAGAACCAGGAUAUGGUUGUAGGCCAGAGACAGCAAGCAAAUGUGGCAGAGUUCCAACAAAGCAUGUACCAUGGAGUUCAUUACUCUUUCCCGACAAUAGGGAAAAUGCCUGUAGCUUUCGGUUAAAUUUUUUUCUGGGCUAACUGUUCUGAUUAGAAUGUAAUGGCAUACAAGAAGUGAAGCUAAAUAGGCUUUUAUGUUUGUUUGUUAUGUAUAUUUGAAGGCAGAAUUUCGAUUGUGAAUGCAACAUUUAUUUUGUUAAACAAUAAUUUUCAAAUAAUUCUUCCAAGCCAGACAAGGAUAGUAUGCUUUUAUCUCAGGCAAAAUAAAGAAAAUCGGCAGAGUUCAGUGAUUGCUUUGGCAAUGUUUAAGACAGCAGCAGGCUGUCACAGUAGACACUGCCAUCUUCUCAAGAAUAGCUUCUUUGCAAUGCAUACAACAUUGUCGUCAUUUGUUGCAUUACUGCUUGUUGUGGCUUCUGAAGUACAUGCACAGACGGUACAUCUCUGUCUGUGUGAGGCAAAAACUGAUUUGCAAUGUACAAAAUGCUGUCCUUCUCUGCCACAGUAUUCACUGUUGAAAAUUCUGAAAUAAAUGUGCAGACAUUGCCAUCUCAGAUUUUAUGGGGGGUGCUAAACCCCAAACAAAACAUGAAGCGCCAAAGCCAUGCAAUAGUGAUGUUUAGCUCCCAAAAGCACAUAGCUGCAGAGGCACAUGUUCAAAUCUUGAUGGUAGCGGUAGGCAAAGUUUUGUUUUUCUUCACCGUAUGGCGAGAGGAGAUAGCCAGACGACGACACCGUGACAACAGCUGUUGUCAUCGGCGUAAUGGAAAAGCCAUACAGACACAGAAAGCCCUAUUUUGAGCUUUGAACUUUUGUUGCAGUAAAAUAGCCAAGAAUAAUUCAGAAUAUACAAAGUGUUCCCUAUUUUGUGAACACAGUUAUAAAAAAAAAGUAAUGCUCUAGAUCACGUUUCUUGAGCUACCAAAAGUUAUGUCAGCUCUCAUGUUUGACAUGCCGUUGCAAAAAGCAGUUCCACAGACUGAAAGAUAGGCAUGGCAGUUGUUACAAACAAAAAUAUGUUCUACUUGGUUGUCCUGAUAGCACUUCUUUAAUUUCUGCAUUUGUCCUUCCUGGCUGACCAUGGCUGUCAGCAGUAACAUGGCUUCAAAUUUGGACACUGCUUAAAAACUAUUGGAAUAAUUACAUAGAUAUCAAAUGUGUGGUCUUAAAACUUGCUAUGAGAUAGUGCAGUAAGGCUGGCUGUUCUGCAGAGGCUUUAAUAUUGUUACGGGGUGUGUAGAGCACAUUUAUUUCGGGGAGCCGUAGCGCAAGUUGGUGGCAGUACUGCACGUCGUCCUUCUCUUCCUCGCUGCCCUCUUAAUCUUUUUGUUGCUGCUGAUGCUGCUGCUCCACUACCAUUGACGUGCUGUAACAUGUGAUGCACUGUAACAUGUGACACACUGUAACAUGUUACAGCACUUCAAAGGUAGUGGUGCAGCAGCAUCAGCAGCAACAACAAGAUUAAGAGGGCAGCGAGCAAGAGCAGGAUGACGUGCAGUACCGGCACCUGCUUGCCCUAUGGCUCCAUGAAAUAAACGCCUUCUACACACCCCGUAACAAUAUCAAUGUAACAAUGCCCAUCAAUCAUUGGUGAUGGACGCUCUAUAAUUUCGGUGUGGAAAGAGUUGAUAGCAUUCUAGUGGUUGCUGCUGUAUACCUCUUGCUGCUGCUGUCACAUGGCAAAGUGAAUGCAUUCAAGAUCCCAUUUAUAUUUUCAAAAGCUGUGCUAUCAUAAGGUGCACUGGUUGGGCACAGCACAAAGAAAGACUGAGUGAAGAGGGGAGUUGUGCGUAUUCAGCAAUAUGGAAAAAAAUCUCAGUAGAAUGUGAAUGACCCCAGCUUAGACUGCACUUUUGUUCCGUUCUGUGCAAAAUAAUGUGCAAAAUAGGAGCGUCGUAGCAUGCUUUCUUUAAGGUGCCACUAAGGCACUUCACUAGAAACCAGCUUUAAGACUCUGGAUUUUUCAAAAUGAUUGAACAUAGCAUAUCUAUAUGUUUGUACUAACAGGGACUUGUUGAGGGUUAGCAGUGCUUGAGUGUACCUUCAGUGUUGUUUGAGCUUUACUUAAUUCCUCUGCUUUUAUGGCCAUUGCGUUGAACAAAGCUCUUUGGUUAUGUCAAUGGUUCAUUAUCAGGAGAGUUCAGUGUAUGGUGAUGAUUAGUUUUGAUAAAACAUUUUGCAAUUUGAAGAUCAUUCUUAGUAGUUUACACUUUCAAUUAUUAAUGUAACAAAAGAAAAAUGAGGUAGUGUUGCCUGUUGGAAACUUGUGUGUCGAGUACUACAUAAAGGCAUUACUUAUAACAAAAUGUUUCUGAAAACGGACAGAUGCUGCUUUAUAUAUACAGGGUUGGAUGAUCUUAUCAUAUAAUUGAUGAAAAACUCAUUUUUGUCAACACUAUUGUUUUUAAACGAUGCUGGCCAAGUUAAGCUUUGGAUAGAAUCUAAGUAACUGACUUAGUGGACAAAAGUAAUGGUUCUUUUAUAUUGGAUCAAUGCAGUGACAGCUGUGCAGUGAAUGAUACACACCUAUAAUCAUCCUGAGCAUUGAUUCAUUCAGAGCAUGUGUGUUGUUCGUGUUAGUGCAGCUAAGGUCCUUCAUUGAUUUUAUGUUUUGCAUGGACUAAAGCGUCUUGAUAAGAGCAAUUAUUUUAAGUCAUUUUUGAGUACCUCACCAGGUUUGCAAUGUUUAAAAGGUUUAACUCUUAGAAACUGACUGCAGUUUGAACAUGAGAAAUCACGCCCCUUCAACAUAGUGUUCUCCAUCUGUGCUAGGACAGCUACUGUGUACAUUGUAACCACUGUGUGUAUUGCGGUGCUUUCAAAAUUCGUUAAGGCAGCCAGAUGAGGUGGUCUCAUUGAAGUGUGAUGUAUCUGGUGGCUGUGUACAUGAGUGCAGCUCACCUAAGUGGCUGUGUCACGCAUGACUAAAAAAAAACAACUUAAAAGUGGCAUUGCCCAGGCCCAUAGUUUUGUUAAGCACUUAGUCCACUGUGUAUGACUGUAGUACUCGUUUAGAGUGAUUUCUUUCUUGCCCUACACAUCAAUGCAAUCUGCACUAUCAGAGAAAGGUUUGUGCACUGUAGUUGACAUAAAUUGAAUGCUUUUGGAACAUAGAGAAUUGAAUGGAAAGAUGGUAUGCAGUGUGCAUUUAUGUGUGUUCAAUGCAGCACACCACAUUUUUGCUGUUCUUCCAGGUCAAUGGUAAAUUUUUUUUCAUUGCUGGCAUUUGUAAACUUUUUUUUCUCUGAUAGUAUGCUAAAUUUUUAGGUGCAUGAUAUACCAUUGUUUUGUAAUUUAAACAUUUGGUAUUGUGCUUAACAAAGUACAGAAAAAAAAAUACCUCAGUGCACUGCUGCAGUGUGAAAGGGUGGAAAGUUACAAGUUACCUGCUUACUUCUGCAGCUCAUAGGCUCCUGUUAAAAACCUGAGCCAGUCAGUGUUGUACGGUCUUGCAAAAGUCUAAAUUCCAUGCCUUUUGUUAUCAGGGUGUGCCGGUUCCUGUGCAUCAUUUGCCUGCACAGACAUGUGUCUUUAGUCUUGCUGCCGUAAGGGGCUAUAACUGUACCUUCAACAUGCAUGAACUGGCUUGCUCUGCCAAAAAGAUCGAUGUCAUUUACACUUUUGCGACAGACUGUACAUUCAUUGACAGCUGGGAACAGUAAUGAAAGUGAAUGGCCAUUGCUUUAAGCUAACCACUUGUGAUUGGAGAGCUUAAGCAUACUUUAGACAUGAUCAACUGCUUAAAUUGCAUUCCAGGCCUUGUAAAUUUAUCUAUGAUAGAACUUUACUCUAGCUCCCAAAUGAAAAACAUCCUUCAACUUGUUACUUUUACAUUCAUGUUUUUCAAAUCAUGUGUAUGUAGCACACGAACCCAUUUGUGCCAUUAAGCUAGGGACUGCUGCAACUGCACUAACUGCUGUUGGCAGCUCACAUAGAGGAUUUUGUUGUGUGCUUAUCCAGCUUUUUGAAGGAAUGUGUGUUUCUUUUCUAUUUCCUGUGCUUAGCUGAUGCUGAACCUGUUGCACAUCACAUGCCCAAGUGAUUGAUUGCCACAUGAGCUGUGCAUCCAUCUGCAUGUCUUGCUGUAUGCUGUAAAAGGACACUGUGAUACUAUUUAUUAAAUAUUGAAAGUUUACUUCUCA
This is a messenger RNA of Dermacentor andersoni, 16600 nucleotides long. RefSeq names its product kelch-like protein 36. Lineage: Eukaryota; Metazoa; Arthropoda; Arachnida; Ixodida; Ixodidae. Gene Ontology annotation, molecular function: protein binding. The record is from RefSeq and is a predicted model, not a curated record.